Molecule: messenger RNA, 1848 nt
Organism: Penaeus monodon (black tiger shrimp)
Lineage: Eukaryota; Metazoa; Arthropoda; Malacostraca; Decapoda; Penaeidae
Product: amphoterin-induced protein 1-like
Cellular component (GO): plasma membrane
Molecular function (GO): protein binding
Source: RefSeq, a predicted model, not a curated record
GACUUUCCACAGUACUACGAUUCUAGUUACCACGCCACGCCGGCACCGAGACGCCAAAUCCCGUGGGUCGCUCACCGUCGCCGGAAUAUAUACGAUGGUCCCUCCGCCUGGUGAACCCGAGUCCCUGCCCCGCCCGGUCCACUGACGAGACCGCUCGCUGCAACAGCCGUGUGUCGUCGUUGUUAUUCGAGUGCAUAGGACCGCUGCCGUGAUAAACCAUGACUUGCAAGUUGCAGUUCGUAGUUCUGAUUGCUAUUCUUGCAAUACACGUGGGUUGGGGAGACCCGUUGCCACCAAGACGAAUGCCAAUUUCGAAGGAGACCCGCGUCCCGGGCUCGAUGGCGAAAACAGACGUCCGCUCUGCUGUAUCGAAACCCCACCGCGAUGGUUCGUCUGUCAGACAGGCAGUUCCCUCUCCUGCCCUCAAAGCAGAGAUUGUUAUCUGCAACCUGUGUCCACUGCCCGAAGAGAUUCUCCCGUGCAAGUGCGUGUGCAACAACGGCACUUCGGCGGAACUCACCUGCGGCCCCGGCUUGCUCACCUGCACCGAACUAACGGACAUCCUCACCAUGGUCGCCUUCCCCGCGCCGCAUUAUAUACGCCUGCGAGUUGACGGGACGCAACUGCAGUGCAAGAUCGAGGCUGAGCUGUGGGGGGCGGCGCUUACCUUCGAGGAAGUCCACCUGGUUAACAAUCACUUCGAUGUGGUCGACAACCACGCCUUUCUCCCUUUCAAGACCACCCUUAAGGUGCUCAACCUCCAGAAGAACGCCCUCCACUACGUCAACUUCCCGACCAUGAGCGACCAGCCGUUCCUGGAGGCGGUGCAGCUCAGUGACAACGAGAUCGACUUCAUGCCCGGGUACUCGGCUGUGGAGCUGGCCGGUCUGCGCGAACUCAGGGUCGACAGCAACAAGCUCUGCCGUCUCCAGCCCAACACGUUCGCUGGUCUGCCCCGCCUGGAGUUGCUGGAUUUGUCCCACAACGCGAUCCCCGAGCUGAAGGAAGAGGCCCUGCGGAUCCCCGGACACGCGGCCUCGCACCUCUUCGUCAACCUCUCCUGCAACGCCAUCGCCAUCAUCGAAGAGAACGCCUUCUCCGGAGUGCAGAGCGUGUCGCUGGACCUCCGCCACAACGCCCUCGUGACGCUGUCGGAGGCCGUCCUGAGACCGCUUAUCGAGGAGACUCACGGCGCUCUUCACAUCGGUGUCAAUGGAAAUCCCCUGAAUUGUGACUCAAACUUCUGCUGGAUUAUGAAGAACCAGACCGUGGCGAGCUGCUUCGACAAUUUCCUUUGCCCGAACUUGAACAAAUACCUGAAUGACAUCAAGGAAGAAGACGUAGGUGGCUGUCCAAACAGCGGGAAAUCAGCUGGAGUGAUCACUCAGCCCUCAUCGUAAAUUUGGACUCUUUUCUUUUUUCUUUAUGUGAAUUUCUCUCUCAUUGCCUCUCUAUUUUCUCUUUACUUGUGUUUCCUUCUCUGUCUCAGUUUCUGCCCAUCUCUAUUUAUUCUCUUUAUUUGAGUCUCUGUUUCUGCUGCUGUCUCUUUCUUUCCUUAUUUCGAGAUCAUCGAAAUGCAAUAGCUAAGUAGUCGUAAAACAACCAUUUGUAUACCAUAAUAAUGUAGGAUAACCAUAUCACAGAUCUGAAUGAAAGUUUGAUAUGGGUUUCGUCCUGAUUCAGUUACGUGAUAAGAACAUUCUCUCUCGAUAUGUUGCUAGAAGCAAUGUAGCUAUAGAGAAAAUCAUGCACAUUGUAUCAUAGGUAUAAAUUCAUAUAAUGUUAAGCAGUAAGUUAUUUCACUUUUCAAUAUUUUCUGAUUUUAUCUAAAUAAAGUUGAAAAUCCAA